CUGCGUGAGUGUAGAAGAUGAGUAAGACACCAUUAUGAUUGUGACCGAAAAAAAUGAAAAAAAGGUUUUCCCACAAUUUUGAAUUUUAUUUAAUUUUUUGGGUAUUCACUGUCAGCGCCAUUAAAAACCCUGGAUCGAUCAAAAAUUCCUUGAAAAACACCUCAACUCUCAGUGAAACUCACUUUUGUCUAUGUCAACAAAACCAAAAAAUGCGCUCUUCUCUUUCAUUCAUCCAUUCCUGUCGUUUCGGCUACUUCUUUUGAUUUGAACGUAGAAGGGGGAAAAAUAGGCCAAGAAUUUAACAACCUCUCCUCCUUCUCUCUCCUCUUUCUCUCUCUGCCCGCUUAUAUAUGUGACAUUGGUGUAGACAACAUACCAAUAUAUUAUUAACUUAUUUGUGUGUGCCUUCUUGGAUGCUCAUACAAUUUAAGCCCCAUUUAGUAUCUCUCGGUUUCUUGAUACUGCUUCCGUUUUUUUGUUCAUUUUAUGCGUUUUCGUGGCGAAUCUGGAGGCUUCUGAGGUUCUUGGGCUGACCCGUUUCUUCAAGGUACAAUCUUUGGUUGUUUUAUGUGAAGAAAUCCUAUUUUUUAAUUUUUUUUAUUGCAGAUGGGAUUUUGAGGUUGUUCUGAGAUCUGUCUGUGCUGCAGCUUUUUAGCUAUUGUUGCUCUUGGUAAUUUGAUGAUUUGUUUGUCUUGAUAUGCGGUGUUUCGAGAUUUUCCCUCUUGCUGCUGAUUGAGUGGCUCGACAAUGGAGGAGGAAAUCUCAUGGGUUAGUCAUUGUAUUGACAACGUUGAUAGUGGCACUGUGGGAUUUGAUUCAUUCUCGGAGCUUAAUGAAGAAACCGACAGAGAUGUUUCUGCAGUUUCUAUGGAUCUAGUUCUGCCCGAUGAUCUUCUGGAGCGGAUAUUAUCUUAUCUCCCCAUUGCUAGCAUCUUUAGGGCAGGUUGCGUGUGCAAAAGAUGGAAUGAGAUAGUGACAUCAAAGAGGUUUCUUUGGAACAAUUCUCAUGCAUUGUUGCAGAAGCCAUGGUACUUCAUGUUCACGAGCUCUGACGACCCAAUUGGUUAUGCAUAUGAUCCCAUUCUCCGAAAGUGGUAUGGCAUCGACCUCCCUUGCAUUGAGAAAUCCAACUGGUUCAUUGCUUCAUCUAGCGGGCUAGUCUGCUUUAUGGACAACGAUAGCAGGAGUGAGCUGUAUGUAUGCAACCCGAUCACCAAAUGUUGCAAGGGACUUGAUGAGCCUCCAGGCCCUAAAUUUCCCGACUACAGUGCUUUAGCGGUCUCAGUCAACAGAGCAACUCACAGUUACAAUGUCUCGAUUGUCAAAUCUAAGCAGGUCCCUGAAAACUUCUUUCAGUGGGAUCUCUCGAUCCAUCUCUAUGAUUCAGAAACGAGGGAGUGGCUGACGGAUCUGACAGAGGUUUUAACGGGGUGGAGAGCUGGUGAUGAGAGUGUGAUAUGUGAUGGGGUAUUAUACUUCUUGAUUUACUCGAUCGGAGGUGGUGGUCCCGACAACCGCCACGGCCUUAUCAUGUAUAACCUCAGAAGCCGGUCGCCUUAUGGCCUACUGAUGAGGAGUUUUAUCCCGGUGCCGUGUUCUCUCACAUGUGGCCGUUUGAUGAACCUAAAGGAAAAGCUUGUGAUGGUUGGAGGCAUCGGCAAACAUGAUCGACCGGGCAUCAUCAAGGGCAUCGGGAUCUGGCUUCUGAAGGGGAGAGAGUGGCAAGAGAUAGCCCGAAUGCCCCAUAAAUACUUUCAAGGUUUUGGUGAAUUUGACGACGUUUUUGCCAGCAGUGGGACGGGCGAUCUCAUAUAUAUUCAGAGUUAUGGGGCGCCUACGCUUCUUGUUUUUGAUUUCAACCAGAAGCAGUGGAAAUGGUCUCAGAAAUGCCCCGUGAUCAAGAGGUUCCCCCUUCAGCUCUUCACCGGUUUUUGCUUCGAACCAAGGCUUGAAAUUGCGCCCUAGCUCUCCUGCUCGUAUUAUAUAUUUAAUCCGAUUUUACGUGAAGCAGCCAUUGAUGCCACCAUGUCUAUGUGAGUUCAAAAUGCUUAGGUUUUUAACUUGUUUUUACUUUGUUUACGAUGAAUUUGAUUUCGUAGUAAGGCCUAUAGGCGAAUGCUAUUAUUUGAUGGAAGAGCUCUGCUGAGAAUGUCCAAUGCCAAUAUCAUUAUUCUUUAGUUUACAUUCACAAAUUCAAUUCUCAAGUUCACUAGUGGUAAAAAUGUCAACUUUAUGUGAUUUUUGACUGUGUGUAUGUUCCAUUUUAGAUUGAA
Molecule: messenger RNA, 2273 nt
Organism: Salvia miltiorrhiza (redroot sage)
Lineage: Eukaryota; Viridiplantae; Streptophyta; Magnoliopsida; Lamiales; Lamiaceae
Product: F-box/kelch-repeat protein At3g61590-like
Exons: 2
Coding region: 748-1965 (405 amino acids)
Molecular function (GO): protein binding
Source: RefSeq, a predicted model, not a curated record